UCCAGUUGGUGAGCCGGCGGUAGUUACGUGGUGACGUACCUGAGUGCUGCGGUACUGGGGCAACUAUGGCACUGAGACCGUGACAGAUUGUCGGCAAACACCCCUCUUUAACACCGCUCAGAGUCACGGGGGAAAAAUAGAGCACCAGUUAAACUGAUACUUGAGAAGAGUAUGCGAGCAGAUGAUCCUAGAUCAACAGACGGUAUUUGUGUGGCUUGUACAUUGAAUUUCAGUAACAGCAAUUUUCAGCAGGGGUGCCCAAACUUUUGCAUGCCCCUAUAUGUAUUUAAAACUGAGUGAUAAAGAUUCUGUUGCAAAAAACACUACACCAUGAGUGAAAUUAACAGUGAAGCAGGAUUCUAUAGUGUACAAGUUGGUGAUUCCACCUUCACGGUUCUUAAGCGAUACCAGUCAUUGAAGCCCAUAGGUUCAGGGGCACAGGGAAUUGUUUGUGCUGCAUUUGAUUGUAUACUUGAUGGAAGUGUUGCUGUUAAGAAACUCAGCAGGCCUUUUCAGAACCAAACUCACGCCAAGAGAGCUUACAGAGAACUUGUUCUUCUAAAAUGUGUAAAUCAUAAAAAUAUUAUUAGUUUGUUGAAUGUAUUUACACCACAGAAGUCUUUAGAAGAAUUCCAAGAUGUUUACUUGGUUAUGGAGUUGAUGGAUGCCAACUUAUGCCAGGUUAUCCAUAUGGAGCUAGACCAUGAGAGAAUGUCCUACCUUCUUUACCAGAUGUUAUGUGGUAUUAAACACCUUCACUCAGCUGGCAUUAUCCACAGAGAUUUGAAACCCAGCAACAUAGUAGUAAAGUCAGACUGCACACUGAAAAUUCUAGAUUUUGGACUGGCAAGGACUGCCUGUACUAAUUUUAUGAUGACCCCAUAUGUAGUGACACGAUAUUAUAGAGCACCUGAAGUUAUCCUAGGAAUGGGGUACAAAGAAAACGUUGAUAUCUGGUCAGUGGGGUGCAUCAUGGGAGAAAUGCUGAAAGGUUCUGUGCUAUUCCAAGGCACUGAUCAUAUUGAUCAGUGGAAUAAAGUCAUUGAACAGCUAGGAACCCCAUCUGCAGAAUUCAUGAAGAAAUUGCAGCCAACUGUACGAAAUUAUGUAGAGAAUCGGCCUAAGUAUCCAGGGCUUGGUUUUGAAACGUUAUUUCCAGAUUGGGUUUUUCCAGCAGAUUCUGAGCGAGACAAGUUAAAAGUAAGUCAGGCCAGAGAUCUUCUCUCAAAAAUGCUAGUGAUUGAUCCCGACAAGAGAAUUUCUGUGGAUGAUGCCUUACAGCAUCCAUAUAUUUCCGUCUGGUAUGAUCCUUCUGAAGUAGAAGCACCCCCUCCACAGAUAUAUGAUAAACAGUUGGAAGAAAGGGAGCACACUAUAGAGGAAUGGAAAGAAUUGAUUUACAAAGAAGUUGUGGACUGGGAGGAAAGAAAUAAGAAUGGUGUUAUUAAGGAACAACCCUUACCUUCAGAUGCAGCAGUGAAUAACAACAACAGUCCCUCUCAGUCUUCCUCUAUCAAUGACAUAUCAUCCAUGUCAACAGAGCAGACCUUGGCUUCCGAUACCGACAGCAGCCUGGAUGCUUCAACAGGACCACUUGAUGGUUGCAGGUGAUCAGCCUCCUGACUUCAAAAAUGAGCAUUAUCAGAAAGUAACUACAACUGUUAUUCUUGGCUUGAGUUGCUUUUAAUUUAAUGAAACCCCAUUACAAUGAUUAUAUAUACAUAUAUGUUGCAUGUACCACAAACAUAAUGCCUGUGCUUUACUGUAUGAUUGCCUGGUUUUGGUUACAAAUAAGUCUUGUAAAAUUUGAAAAGGAAAUUUAUAAUGCAAUGUAUAUUUGUGCAAACUGCUCUUAGCCCCAAAUUCAGAUGAGCAGAUGUGGGAAAAAUGUGAAGAAUAUAAAUGUGUGCAAAAUAUACCAACACUUCGUCCUCAUGAUCUCACACAUUUGUUUAAGAUUUAAGUGCAUUCCAAAAGUAUGUAAAGGAAGCAACUAGCAGCCCUUCAUAUUUUCUAAUCAUUUCUUCACAUGUUCCGUAUGUUACUGGUAUAUUAAUGAGCUCUAAAGAUGCAAUGUUGUGGACUUCAGAUCUAUUACGUUAAUUAUUUAAGCAAUUAUUUCUGGUAGUAGAAAGCAAGAUAAAAGUUUUUGUAUGAUGUUGGUCUGAGCUUUUAACUUACUUUUCAUUGGCUAGAUUAGAAUAAAGAUCCAGUUUAAGACCUUGUAAAAUGGAUUUUCUAAUUGGUCGAAUGAUAUACUUGUAAUUUAUUAGGCAAAUUUGAUUGUCCAAGAUGACCAAGAAGGACAGAACUCAGCUUCAUGUCUAUAGUUUAAACGGGGGGGGGGGGGGG
This is a messenger RNA of Hypanus sabinus (Atlantic stingray), 2352 nucleotides long. Its product is annotated as mitogen-activated protein kinase 9. The transcript has 15 exons. Gene Ontology annotation, cellular component: cytoplasm; nucleus. Lineage: Eukaryota; Metazoa; Chordata; Chondrichthyes; Myliobatiformes; Dasyatidae. Gene Ontology annotation, biological process: protein phosphorylation; JNK cascade. The record is from RefSeq and is a predicted model, not a curated record. The coding region runs from base 331 to 1611 and encodes 426 amino acids. Gene Ontology annotation, molecular function: JUN kinase activity; ATP binding.